Molecule: messenger RNA, 1510 nt
Organism: Olea europaea var. sylvestris
Lineage: Eukaryota; Viridiplantae; Streptophyta; Magnoliopsida; Lamiales; Oleaceae
Product: chlorophyll synthase, chloroplastic
Exons: 15
Coding region: 44-1159 (371 amino acids)
Biological process (GO): chlorophyll biosynthetic process
Cellular component (GO): membrane
Molecular function (GO): chlorophyll synthetase activity
Source: RefSeq, a predicted model, not a curated record
CAUACAAAGACUAAUUGAGUUAUCAAAAAAGGGCGCUUUGGCUAUGGCUUCUUUACUCCACACUGUCUACUCAAUACGCUCAUCUUCCAACCCGUUUCGAACACCAAAGCUUGCUGAUCCACCCAUUUCUCUUCCUUUCAGCAGACGGAGGCUUGUGGUGAAAGCUACAGAAACUGAUAAAGACGAAGUAAGAGCAAAGGCACCAGAUAAGGCACCGGCUGAGAGUGGUUCAAGUAUUAAUCAGAUUCUUGGAAUCAAAGGAGCUAAGCAAGAAACUGAUAAGUGGAAGAUACGGGUUCAACUUAUGAAGCCUGUUACAUGGCCGCCUCUUGUGUGGGGUGUCGUCUGUGGAGCUGCUGCAUCUGGGAACUUCCAUUGGACGUUGGAAGAUGUAGCUAAAUCAAUAGUCUGUAUGCUUGUGUCUGGCCCUUGUUUGACUGGCUACACUCAGACGCUAAAUGAUUGGUAUGAUAGAGAGAUUGAUGCUAUUAAUGAGCCUUAUCGUCCUAUUCCUUCUGGAGCAAUAUCUGAGGAUGAGGUGAUUACACAAAUCUGGGUGCUGCUUCUUGGAGGGCUCGGGUUGGCUGGUUUAUUAGAUGUGUGGGCAGGGCAUAAUUUCCCAGUGAUAUUUUACAUUGCUAUUGGUGGAUCCUUGUUAUCCUACAUUUACUCAGCUCCACCGCUAAAGCUUAAACAGAAUGGAUGGAUUGGCAAUUUUGCCUUGGGAGCAAGCUAUAUUAGUUUGCCUUGGUGGGCUGGACAAGCCCUGUUUGGGACCCUUACGCUUGACGUUGUUGUUCUAACACUGCUGUAUAGCAUUGCUGGGCUCGGUAUAGCAAUUGUAAAUGACUUCAAAAGUGUUGAAGGAGAUAGGAAAAUGGGGCUGCAGUCACUUCCAGUAGCUUUUGGAACUGAAACUGCCAAAUGGAUCUGCGUUGGUGCUAUCGACAUAACACAGUUAUCUGUGGCAGGCUAUCUUCUGGCUUCUGGCAAACAAUAUUAUGCUUUAGCACUUCUAGGCUUAGUCGCCCCACAGGUCUUUUUCCAGUUCAAGUACUUUCUCAAAGAUCCAGUUAAAUAUGAUGUCAAAUAUCAGGCCAGUGCACAACCGUUUCUUAUACUUGGUCUGCUGGUAACCGCAUUGGCAGUUAGCCAUUAAUCAUCAUGUUGGACUCGAUAAUAGAAAUAUGGGAAAUCACAUUGCACUUGGAAGACCAAAAGUGCCUGGCUUCAUCGAAGAAUAAAAGGGACGUCCAGAUGCUGAUUUGCAUGGCUUCUGUGUAGAUCCCACCGUUGUAUGUAAAUUCUCUUUACUGUUAAGCUUGUUUUCGGUAUUUAUGCUUCAUUUUUCUGUCUAUCUUUGAAGAGAUGUUAUCUUCAUUGUUGGACUAUUGAGGCACACAUUUCUGAUAUCCCCCUUUUAUUCUUUUAUAGUUUACAUUGUUAAAUUCUUACAACAAUUUCGCGUGUACUCAUUUUAUUGUCCAAAAUCGUCUUGCUGUUGGAGACU